Molecule: messenger RNA, 1468 nt
Organism: Vitrella brassicaformis
Lineage: Eukaryota; Vitrellaceae
Source: the annotation of a GenBank genome assembly
GCAGAUACACACACCCAUAUGCAGACAGACAGACAGACAGACAGCCAGACAGACAGACAGCCCACACAGCAUGCAAGAAUGAAUGGAUUCUCCGGCCGUCCGUUCCGUCCAGCUAUGCUAUCCACCCACCCAUCCCUCGAUAUAUCCACAAGGUGUGAUGUGUGUAUCUGUCUGUUUUGCGACACGUGCGAAGCAAGCCAACGUGUGAGAGGGAUUGUGUUGGUGUCGACACACUUGCAGCCAUGCCAUGCCAUGGGUGCGGUGGACAGGGAGAGAAAAGGAAAGGGAGACAGCCAGGCGCAUGGCAGGCAGGCAAACCAACCAUAAUGUUGGCAUCUUGAAAGACACACCACAGCCAGAGGAUCCAUAGGAUGCUUAGUUGUCCUACACACACACGGGGGAGGUCAGCCAGACAGAGGGCAGGCAGGCGGUACGCAGACAGACAGACAGAGAGAGAGACGGACAGACAAGACAGGCCAACUCACACCCACCCCCCUCCCUCCCUCCGAUACGGCCCAGCUACGACCGCCCCCUUGUCACUCACUCCACCGCACCGCAUCCAUUCCCCCCCCCCUCACCCACUCGCGCCUACACACUCGUGAAGUCCUUGCCCCAGCAGAAUUUGGACCCGCUAAUGAAGAGGAAGACAUACGGGUUCACUUUAUCUGGUUCCGACGAGUACGCUAUUUUCGGCCGUUCGCCCUGGUCCGUGGUCUUGUGGCACUUGGCCGCCAGAUCGUCGUCGGAGGCGCAGACGCCGUAAAAGCGCACCGUGCCGCCACGAUUCUCGGCCGUGUGGAUCACGCAGACGUCACCCGUGCCGCAAAACGACUGUCUCACACUGAAGUUGUCUGACAGCAAGCACGGUUUGACUGAAUUGCACAAGCCAUACAUAAUCCACACCAACACAAUGCAUAGUUCAUUGUCAGGGAGGAGGGAGGGAACAAGUGUUUGUUCCUGUGUGUGUACCCUGCUGCUGCUGGUGGGAUUCGGUUGCGGCUGUCAUUUGCAUCAUCGCGAUGCUAUGAGCCUUAUCGAUGGCUACGUUGAUGGCUUGGAUGGCCGAGUCGGUCAGCUCGUUGGCCGCAAUGGUCAGCUCGUUCGCCGCGGUGUUGAGCUUCAUGGCGGACUGGUAGAUGGCCCUGCCCAUCUGCAUCUGCUGCUGCACCAUCGACAACUCCACCGUCGACACAUCUGAAGGAACCACACAAGCCGAAAAGCAGCAACGACACACAAGAUGAGAUGGGUCAACAGAUCUGCCAUGUGUGUGGUCGGAUCGGUGCGGUGUGGCUUCCCUGUGGCUUACGUUGGCCAUGGGUGCGCUGGGCUGCCAGCAGCGGCUGCACAAUGGCCGCCAGGCCGACCACCAGGACAAUGCCGAAGCCAAAACGCAUCCUGAACGCAUCAUGGCGGAGCCGCAGACGUGAGAAACGAUUCGUACACCUGGCGACUUAAAGGGAAGAUCUCU